AUGGCUGAACCUGACAUAGCUGCCCAGAUGGACCAAGAAGAAGAAGAUCAUGAGCCUGUGGAGGAGAUGCACACAGGUGGUGAUCUAGGUCACCUUCCAGAUCACCUUGCAAGCACAGAUCUGCAGGACAUGUUGGCAGUGGGGUCCAGCGGAGAUGAACAGUUUGGGGUCAGCCAUGGAAGUCAGUACAGUUCCUCAGAAGCUCAGCAAGGUGAGGAGGAAGAAGAGACUAAGCUGCCUUGCUCUGGUAUCAGCCUGGUGAAAAGACAGGAGAGAAAGAUGGCAGCAGCUUUACGGCAAGCUCCUCGUAUAGAGCGGCCCACCAUUUGCUCUGAGUGUGGCAAGGGCUUCAGUCGGAGCAUCCAUCUCAUCCAGCACCAGCGAAUGCACACUGGAGAGCGCCCAUUCCUGUGUGGGGAGUGUGGCAAGGGCUUCAGCCAGAGCUCCCAUCUCAUCCAGCACCAGCGGGUCCACACGGGCCAGAAACCCUACACCUGUGCUGAGUGUGGGAAGAGGUUCAGCCAGAGCUCAAAUCUCCUUAAGCACCAGCUUACUCACACUGGGCUCAAACCCUAUGUGUGCAGUGAGUGUGGGAAGAUCUUCAGCGACAGCUCCACUUGCAUCAAACACCAGCGUAUGCACACAGGCGAGCGGCCCUACAAGUGCCUGGCUUGUGGGAAAAGCUUCAGCCAACACUCCCACCUCAUUCAGCGCCAGCGAGCCCAUGCCGGUGUCCGGCCUUAUGCCUGUGGUCAGUGUGGCAAAUGUUUUGGGCAGAGCUCUGACCUUAUUAACCACUCUCGUACCCACACAGGUGAGAAGCCUUACAAAUGCAGCCAGUGUGGCCGUGGCUUCAGUGGCAAUUACAACCUCAUCAAGCAUACCCGCAUCCACACCGGGGAGCAGCCAUACCACUGCACCCAGUGUGGGGAAAGCUUUCGAUUCCAGCCCCAGCUGGUACGCCACCAGAAGCACCACACACAGUAG
This is a messenger RNA of Indicator indicator, 987 nucleotides long. Its product is annotated as zinc finger protein 271-like. Lineage: Eukaryota; Metazoa; Chordata; Aves; Piciformes; Indicatoridae. Gene Ontology annotation, biological process: regulation of transcription by RNA polymerase II. Bases 1 to 987 code for a protein of 328 amino acids. The transcript is spliced from 2 exons. Gene Ontology annotation, molecular function: RNA polymerase II cis-regulatory region sequence-specific DNA binding; DNA-binding transcription factor activity, RNA polymerase II-specific. The record is from RefSeq and is a predicted model, not a curated record.